AUGAAGGCGAUUGUGGACCGCUUCAACAAGGUGCUUAUCGAGGUUGAUCGCGAGGCCGUACGCUUGGAGGAAACCGGUCAGAAGAAACCAUACCGAAUCGGUGAUAACAACCCGGCUUUGCAGCAUCUGCACACUGGCACUCUUGAAUGCCCGAUGGGAUUUAACAUUGAGAUUGAGGGAAGAGACUGGAAGAAACUAGUCAAGACUGCGUUGAAGACAGAGGUCUAUGGCGGAGGGAGCAAUCCGCGACCAUUGUUGGAUCUAGUAAAGGAGAGUGAGGCAAGGCAGGAGACUUGGCAUAAUGGCAGGCAUUCUUGGAGUGAUGAGAUGAAGCACGAUACAGCGCAGGAUCAGAUGUCUCCAGCAAAGCGGGCUACAAACAGGAGCAGCACUAAUACGACGAAGCAACAUAAGAAGCUACGUGAUGAGCAAGAUCCAACCGCACCGCCGCGUCAAGAUGACACUGUUUUCCCAUUCCUCGACAUGGCGGGUGAGAUCCGCAUCGUGAUCUACGAGUACGCAUUAGUCGACAAGGAAAAUUCUACUCGUUUUGCGGCAUGUAAAGGCCAACAACAUACCCGUACUACUGUUGAGCGCUUCUACAGAGUGUGUCUGCUACUUCCAGACCUUGAAGACAUACCCAACGUCCAGGUACCCGGUCUGGAAAAGUUCGGCAUGCGUCACCCCAGGCGUAGCGAUGCUGGAUACAUGCGAAUCGGAGUACAUUUGUCCCAAGUCUGUCGCCAGACCAACCUGGAGAGUGCGCCAGUCUUCUAUGAUAUAACAUUUGACGCUGUUGGACUGACGAUAUUAUUCCAAGGUAAAAACAUAUUCAUCCUCGAAUCUGUAGCCGCCUUCAACGCCUUCUCGCUUCAAUUCAUCCGAAGCCUACCCUUACCCCGCAGGCUCGGUGUAGCAGACCUGUUGGCGCGAAGACCUGGAGUAGUGUUCUCUUUUCCUUUACUCACGAACGCCACACAUUUGGAAGCGCUUUACGUGACCACGCCAAUCAGAUCCAUAAACUCCGGCCAAGCGGCCAAAGCGGCCAAAGAUCUUUACGAAGUAGUUCGCCCUUGGAUGUUGGAGAUGGCCUCCCAGAAGCGUGAUCCUGCCAAAGUCUUCCGGUUGCCAGCGAUCACGACGAAACCUCUUGUCUGA
Alternaria atra is the source of this 1158-nucleotide messenger RNA. RefSeq lists its product as uncharacterized. NCBI's taxonomy places the organism in Eukaryota, Fungi, Ascomycota, Dothideomycetes, Pleosporales, Pleosporaceae. The transcript has 4 exons. The record is from RefSeq and is a predicted model, not a curated record. The coding region runs from base 1 to 1158 and encodes 385 amino acids.